AAAACACGCAUCGCAAAGCGAUUCAACUGUAAAACGAUAGUUUGUGAGAAGAUGAAUCACGGCGGCAGCCCCCCUCCGAUGCAGCAGCAGCCUUUUCUCGGUCGCGAGCUCCGCGUCGAGCUGAGCGAUGGGCGCGUGGUGGUUGGAACGCUCGUCGCCUACCAGGGCGGCGGCGACCUCCUCCUCCGCGAAUGCGUCGAGCAGAGGCUUUAUCAAGGAGACGACAAUGAAAAAAUGGAGGAAAGGGAGGUUGCCGUGCGCGGCAUCGACCUCCUUGCGAUCCCGUUUAAAUACGUCAAGGCGUUGCACCGCCGCACGGCAGGGCAGAGCGCGGUAUGGCAGGAAUUUUCAGCGCAAUUAAGAAGAGUUGAGGCCCCUAAGGAGGGGGAGAGUGAGCCUCCAUCCCAAAAAGUAAUAUAAUACUAACAAUGGAAAAGGAAAAGGAGAAGGGUUGUAAAUGUAUGAUGGAAAUUGCUGCUGUUGGGGACGGGUUCUCCUGAGGGUGGAGGGCAAACCCCGUCUGGGUGAGGUCUGUAAAUUAUCGCACGCAGAAGAGGACACAUGUGAGAAGGGUUGGUAGAGCUACUUGGAUAAAACGCCCUGCGUGAAGAUUUGCGUAUUCCUCUGUUUUUAGGACUGUGGUCGUUUUCUGUGGAUCUUUCAGGACGGAUAUUUUCUUCCUUUUUUUCUGAUCUCACUCAUCUUCGAGAUGCCCCUAACGCGCCAGAUGUGUAAAGAAGAAAAAAGGAAGGAUACGAACCCCUUAAUAAUAGUAAAAGCAAUAAUAACAACAAUGGAAAUUCAUUAAUCAGGCGAAACCGUCUUUAUUUCUGAUCUCUUGGUAGGGAGUCAUUGCGGUAAGGAAUCCAUAGCAUAUUUCUAUCGCUAAAUAUUUAUUAGCCAGAAAGGUAUUGCAUUCUUUGCCCGCACUAUUA
This is a messenger RNA of Phytomonas sp. EM1, 935 nucleotides long. NCBI's taxonomy places the organism in Eukaryota, Euglenozoa, Kinetoplastea, Trypanosomatida, Trypanosomatidae. The record is from the annotation of a GenBank genome assembly.